Colletotrichum phormii is the source of this 2520-nucleotide messenger RNA. Its product is annotated as pectate lyase-domain-containing protein. The coding region runs from base 1 to 2520 and encodes 839 amino acids. Gene Ontology annotation, biological process: pectin catabolic process. Lineage: Eukaryota; Fungi; Ascomycota; Sordariomycetes; Glomerellales; Glomerellaceae. Gene Ontology annotation, cellular component: extracellular region. Gene Ontology annotation, molecular function: pectate lyase activity. The transcript is spliced from 4 exons. The record is from RefSeq and is a predicted model, not a curated record.
AUGUACAUCCGAAACAACCUCCUCGUCUUGGCUCUCUGCCUCUCCACCCUAGGCCUGGCAUCGCCUACGACCAACUCAAAGAGCGGUUCCAAGACUUCACAUAAGGGUGGAUCUUCUAAGGGCGGUUCCAAGACUUCGCAUAAGGGUGGAUCUUCUAAGGGCGGGAAAACGCACUCUAGCCUCCCAGCUCAUGCGCCGAGUUCCGGAUCCGCUGCCGGUGGUGGUGCUGGCACUGGCGGUGGUGGCUCCGCGGCAGACAACGGAACCACCUCUGGCGGCGCCAACACGGAACUACAGACGACGUUCCCGACGGCCAAGGGGUCGCAGAACAUUGCUGCCGUGAAAACCAUUGCUGCACACCAGUCGUUCGACGGCGGCAUGGUGAUGUGGGAUCGGAGCCCGAGUACCUGCAAGGGCCAGACCGAGGGCGGGAAUAAGGACGCCGUGUUUAUCCUCGAGGAAGGGGCUACGAUUAGCAAUGUGAUUAUUGGGCCUAAUAAUGGUGAGGGGAUUCAUUGUUUGGGGAGUUGUACUAUUAACAACGUGUGGUUCCAAAAAGUCUGCGAAGACGCUAUUACAUUCCGCCAAACGUCAGGCACAUCCUACGUCAACGGCGGCGGCGCCCAAGACGCAGCCGACAAGGUCCUCCAGCACAACGGAGGCGGUACCGUCGCCGUCAAAAACUACUUUUGCAAGAACUGCAGCAAGAUGUACCGCAGCUGCGGUAACUGCAAGACGCAGGUGGCGCGGCACUCGACUUUUGACAAUAUUCGGCUCGACGGCGGGAAGGUCCUGUCUGGUGUGAAUGGGAACUUGGGCGAUGGGACGAUUGUGAGGGACUCGUGCGUGUUGGGCGGCACGCAGGCCAACGACACCUCUGCUGACGUCCAGACAUACUUCAAUCUAGAUGGCUCAGCGCACGACGACAAGGUCAAGUCUCUCAUUGGUGAAGGCUACCGCUUGAUAUCCUUGAGCAACUAUGGCACGGCGCCGGACGCAAAGUAUGCUGUCGUCUGGCUUUGCGGCCUUAACAAUCCCUACGCGUUUGAUAAUGCGACCAAUGGUAUCGACAUGGUUGUGAAGGACUUCAACAUGUGCGGUUCCCCUUCGGACCGCCUCUAUUGCGUUCUGGGCCACGAAAAUGUUGGGAAUCAGAUGUCUACCAUCUUCUACUCGUCUGGCAACUACACCAUCGACUAUCCCAAGAUCUAUGAGUCUGAGACGGCGAAGCGCUUCUGGAGGCCUUCUCGCCUCUUUCGCUCAGACGAUCACGUUGUCACUCCCCAGUUCGUGGACACCUCCGUUGGAAAAUGGGUGGCCAUGAAUGAUCUCACGACCGAAGAGCUUGCUUCUCAGAUUGAAUCCCAGAAGCAGCAGGGCCUACACCCGAUUGACCUCCAGGGGGGUGGCUCUGGACAGGACAUCCGCUUCGCCGUCAUCUUCGCCGAAAGCGACGUUCCCGAGGCUCGAAAAUGGAUUGCCACCGGCUCCUUCACCGGUUUCAAGGAUAACGCGGGUGCCACAACGGCCUUUGAUGCCGCCAUGCAGACCUGGAUGAAGAAGAACGGCGUCCGCCAAGCCCAACUCGCCAUCGCGUCCAACGGUUCGACCAUUGCCGAGCGCAGGUAUACCUGGGCAGAGAGCGACCGCCCCAUCGUCGAGACGGACGACGUCUUCCUCCUCGCCAGCGUGAGCAAGAUCUUCGUCCACGCGGCCAUCUUCAACCUCAUCGAGGCUGGGAAGCUCAACUACUCCACGGCUGCAUACCCUUUAUAUGGAUACAACGAGCCCGCAGACGCCCGCGCAAAGGACAUCACCAUCGACCACCUCCUCGCGCACACAUCAGGGUACAAUCGCGAUACGUCCGGCGACCCGAAUUUCUUGUUCCGCGAGAUCGCCAUGGACCUAUUGAACGGCACCCGCGCCGCAACGCUACGGGACGUCAUCGAGUACCAGGUCGCCCGCCCGCUCGAUUUCGCCCCCGGCACGGACUACGCUUACUCCAAUUACGGCACCAUGCUCCUGAGCUACAUCGUCAGCAACAUCACAGCGACGCCCUAUCUCGACUUCUUGAAGGCCAAUAUCCUCGGCGACCUAGACGUACGUCUGUACGAGACGGCAGCGAAGAAGCACGCCGGGGAUCGCAUCGUCCAGGAUAGCAAGUACACGGGCUACGACCCGCGCGAACCACAGGCGUACCGACUCGUCCCGGGCCCGUACGGCGACGACGGGGCUAUCAAGGAGGAGUGCGCGGGGGCAUUCUCGCUUGCGGCGAGUGCGGGUACGGUGGCGAGGUUCAUCGGCUCACACGCCGUCAGCGGGACCGGCGGUCGGGCGCCGUUUGCGGAGCGGGAUGGGACGUUGGUUGGGGCGAGGACUUUUGCGUCGAGUAGGCCUGAUGUUGACUGGGCUUUGACGAUUAAUACGCGGGAGUAUAUCUCUGAGACGGAGUUUGACGAUUUGAGGUAUUGGAAGAUACCUUUUGUAUUGAGGACUUUGCGGUGGCGUAGAGGACGAUGA